This is a messenger RNA of Durotheca rogersii, 885 nucleotides long. Its product is annotated as Reticulon-domain-containing protein. The transcript has 4 exons. NCBI's taxonomy places the organism in Eukaryota, Fungi, Ascomycota, Sordariomycetes, Xylariales, Xylariaceae. The coding region runs from base 1 to 885 and encodes 294 amino acids. The record is from RefSeq and is a predicted model, not a curated record.
AUGGCCGACUCCGAUCACGCCAAUGGCACCUCUGGCUCCGUUGCCAAGGACCAGAAUGCGAAAAAGGCCGGACAAUCGCCAUCGUCCCUCAGCCAACCUCUGACCCAUUACCAUAGCUUGUUCUCGGAGCUGCUGUCGUGGAAGAAUCCCCGAGCCUCCGCCAUUGCCUAUACGUCUAUUGUCUCGUUGAUCUUCGUGGCUAGAUACCUCGACGUCAUCCGACAUACCCUCAAGCUUACAUAUAUGGCCUUGGGCGUUACCGUCCUUGCCGAAGUCGCCGGAAAGGCGGUCCUCGGAAACGGUCUGGCUACCCAGUUCCGUCCUCGCAAGUAUCACACCAUCCCCCGAGAGACCUUUGAUGCCUUGAUGGGCGAUAUCCACGAGCUCCUCAACUUCUUCGCCAUCGAGUCUCAGCGCAUCUUGUUUGUCGAGAACGUCUCCGCGUCCGCCAUCGCUGCCGCGGGAGCAUUCGUGUCCUACUACUUGGUCAAGAUCUUGCCUUACUGGGGCCUUGCUCUGAUCACCACCACGCUGCUGUUCUUUGCUCCCUUGGUUUACAGCACCAACCAGGAGCUCAUCGACCACUACCUCAAGCAGGCAUCCGACCUCAUCAACAGCCAGACGGAGCAGCUGCGCGAGAUUGCCAACAAGCAAACCGCGCAGGUCACUGAUCUCACGAAGCAGUACAUCGGUGACUACGCCGCCAAGGCCCAGCAGAUCCUCCGUGGUCAAGCAGGCACCGAGACGAAGUCGGCCCCCGCUACUAAGUCUAACCUGAAGGAGUCCGACUUCCCCAAGGCUCCCAAGGAAGGACUCAAGGGAAAGCAGGAGUCGGAAGAUGAGGAAGACGAGAGCGAGGAAGAGAAACCCCUGACCGCUGCCUAA